Saxophila tyrrhenica is the source of this 1056-nucleotide messenger RNA. RefSeq lists its product as uncharacterized. The coding region runs from base 1 to 1056 and encodes 351 amino acids. The record is from RefSeq and is a predicted model, not a curated record. Lineage: Eukaryota; Fungi; Ascomycota; Dothideomycetes; Mycosphaerellales; Extremaceae. The transcript has a single exon.
AUGUCAGCCUACGACCCCAGCGAAGUGGUUCCAAUGCCCAUGCCGGAGCAGUAUCAUGUCGGACCACGGGCACCUAUGAGCCGACCUCACGGCUACAGCUAUACAUCUAUGCCAGCGCAAUGGCAGCCACAACGAUAUCAGUAUCAGCCUCUUCCGCAGCUGUAUUCUCAGUCAACGCACGCCCAACAAUUGCCAGCCUACUACGCAUCACCAGCAGAAUACGAAGACUGCGAGGAAUACCGACCGCCAUUACCACCGAGGCACCUCAACCCGAUCAACAACCAACAGCCGCCCAGCCCACAAGACUCAAGCCGCUCUAGCUCUAGCGAAGGAUCAUCGCCAUCGUGGAGAACUUCAAUCGAGCCAGAUCCACUGCCACCGCACAGCAACCCGCAGACCCUCACGCAAAGCCAAAGCGAAGCAUUCGCCGAUUCGCAGCCCAUCUCCGCUGUCCACAUAGGCAAAGACGACGUCCGCAACCACUCCACCGGCCUCGCAGAUUUCCGCAUAACCAGAGAAGCGGCAAAGAUGCCAUCUUUCCUCUCCACUAAGCCUCUGAUCACGGUGACCAAAAUCAGCACUUCCAAAACCAUAGGCACGAUCCGCUUUCACACCCUCACCAGCAACCGCAUCGAUCUCAACGUCAAUGGCCAUGAAACCUCGAUCUCGCAUCAAGGCGUCUUCCACAACCGCUGGGGCUUCCAGGCGACUUCCACCCCCAAUGUCGACGAGCGCUGGUACUGGAAGAAAGACCGGAGUACUGGUGGAGCAAUGCUGGGGGACACGAAGUGGAAUGGCAAUCUACUGGCAAGGAUGAAAGGCGAUCUUCUCACGUUCGAGAAGCCUAGGUUGAGUGAUGACAGCUAUGAGGAGAUUAUUGUCAGUGCGGUCGCGAUGGCGGAGGCGGCGAGGAGACAGAAGAGGAAGAGCGAUGUGGUGGAUAUUGCUAGUGCGAUUGGAGAGUUCACUGGAUCAGAUGGAGGUAGCGGGGGUGGGGAUGGUGGUACCGGGGUGGAGGUAGCUGAUUCUCUCAGCGAACAAUCGGAUAACUGUUAA